GCCUGGGCCAUCGCUUCCGGUUCAGCCCAGGAACGGCCCCCAGCGCUUAUGGCACCUGCUUCGCUGGCUAGCCCAUUGCUUCAGCGCGUCUGCAGCAGUUUCGGUAGUGGGGAACUCAACUGCAGAUAAAGUUUUCCUGUUUCAGAGCCGGGCGGAUUGGGCCAGCCGUUCCUCUCCGCCACAGACAACGAACUUUCGGGCGUUAUGGCCAGGGGCCACAGCGGCCGGGCGGAUAUGAGGCCGCUGUUCGCUGCCCGCGCGCUCUCGUGGCUUCUGGGUCAGUCAGCGACCCCCUCAGCCUGAGCGCAACUCCUCCUCGUACACGGGCCGCCUCGCGCCAGAUCCCAUGGCCUCCGAGGCGCCGUCGCCUUCGUUGUCACUGUCACCACCUCCCUCCCCCGAGCCUGAGCUGGCCCAGCUGAGGCGGAAGGUGGAGAAGUUGGAACGUGAGCUGCGAAGCUGCAAGCGGCAGGUGCGGGAAAUCGAGAAGCUCCUGCAUCACACCGAGCGGCUGUACCAGAGCGCCGAGAGCACCAACCAGGAGCUCCGUACCCAGGUAGAGGAGCUCAGUAAAAUACUCCAUUGUGGGAGAAACGAAGAUAAUAAAACAUCUGAUGUAGAGGUGCAAACAGAGAACCACUCUCCUUGGUCAAUCUCAGAUUAUUAUUAUCAGACUUACUAUAAGGAUGUUAGUCUUCCAGAUAAAGAAACUGAACUGUCAGUUCAGCAAGAUCAGGAUAUCGAAGCAUCCACUUUUAAUUCUAAAGAUCAGUCACAAAUAGAAAAUGAGGCUUAUGCUGGUACUGAUACAGCAGAAAGUGUUAAAUGUGGACAAGAGGACCAUUUUGCCUCAGAUGCACAGGAACCAGCAUCUGCAUUAGCAACAGAAGAUACAUCCUUAGAAGGUCCGUCAUUAGCUGAAAGUUUGAGAGCUGCAGCAGAAGCUGCUGUAUCACAGACUGGAUUUAGUUAUGAUGAGAAUACUGGACUGUAUUUUGACCACAGCACUGGUUUCUAUUAUGAUUCUGAAAAUCAACUAUAUUAUGAUCCUUCUACUGGAAUUUAUUACUACUGUGAUGUGGAAAGUGGUCGAUAUCAAUUUCAUUCUCGAGUAGAUUUGCAAUCUUACCAGACUUCUGGCACAAAACAAAGUAAAGAUAAAAAAUUGAGGAAGAAAAGGAAGGAUCCAGAUUCUUCUAUAACAAACGAGGAAAAGGAUUUGAAUUCAGAAGAUCAAAAGACGUCCAGUAUUGAACAUGUAAGCUGCAGUGAGGGAGAAGAUUUUGCAAAUGUGAAAAAGAAAGCCAAAAUAGACAUUCGUUACAAAAACAGUCCCCUUCAAUUCACUGUUCCAGUUAGCAGACAGACUGUAGAAUCUCAUCUUAAUGAAAACAUCUAUAGUUCGACUUCUUUUAGAGAUGAGAAAAUCAUAGAGACUGAUAGUGAGCCAGAAGAAGGUGAAAUUACAGACUCUCAGACUGAGGACAGUUACGAUGAAGACAUUACCAGUGAAGACCAUGAAACUGCAGAAGAUACUGAGGAUGAAGAUGAAGAAAAAAUUUGGCCCCCAUGUAUUAGAGUAAUUGUUAUUAGAUCACCAGUAUUGCAGACAGGAUCACUUUUUAUCAUUACAGCUGUAAACCCUGCUACAAUUGGAAGAGAAAAAGAUAUGGAACAUACUCUCCGAAUCCCUGAAGUUGGUGUCAGUAAGUUCCAUGCAGAAAUUUAUUUUGACCAUGACUUACAAAGUUAUGUCCUAGUGGAUCAAGGCAGUCAAAAUGGUACAAUUGUUAAUGGAAAACAGAUUCUUCAGCCUAAAACUAAAUGUGAUCCUUAUGUACUUGAGCAUGGAGAUGAAGUGAAAAUUGGAGAGACUGUGCUGUCCUUUCACAUUCACCCUGGCAGUGAUACCUGUGAUGGUUGUGAACCAGGGCAGGUUAGAGCUCACCUUCGUCUUGAUAAGAAGGAUGAUUCUUUUGUUGGUCCAACACUAAGUAAGGAGGAGAAAGAAUUGGAAAGGAGAAAAGAAUUAAAGAAAAUAAGAGUAAAAUAUGGUUUGCAGAAUACAGACUAUGAAGAUGAAAAGGCACUGAAGAAUCCAAAAUAUAAAGACAGAGCUGGAAAACGUAGAGAGCAGAUUGGAAGUGAAGGAACUUUCCAGAGAGAUGAUGCUCCGGCAUCUGUUCACUCUGAAAUUACAGAUAGCAACAAAGGUCGGAAGAUGUUGGAGAAGAUGGGUUGGAAAAAAGGAGAGGGCCUUGGGAAGGAUGGUGGAGGAAUGAAAACUCCGAUCCAGCUUCAGCUUCGGCGAACACAUGCAGGCUUGGGGACAGGCAAGCCAUCCUCAAUUGAAGAUGUUCACCUUCUCCAGAACAAGAGCAAAAAAAACUGGGAGAAAGCACGAGAGAGGUUUGCUGAAAACUUCCCAGAAACUAAAUCUCAAAAAGAUGCACCAGGGACCGUGCCUUGGGUCAAAGGGACAGUAGAGUGAAGGUCAGUCAUAGAACACAAUUCAAGGUUUUUAAAAAAAGAGUUUGGAAACUCUUAUUUUAUUGUAGAAUAAAGAGUCAGUGGCAUGAGGGAACUGUGUUACAAUUUAUCCCCUCAUGUUUCAUAAGUGUGUACUAAGUGUGGUUUGCAGCUUUUAAAAAACAUUUUUAAAAACUAAUAAAUAGUGACUAAAUCAAGUUAUGAUGUGAGUGGACUAACGGUUCACAGGGCAUGGAUGAGCUUAUUAAACUUUGUUGUUUUUUCUUGUCAUUUACAAGACCCAUAUAGGCAACUAGCCAUACAAGCAGAAUUCAUAGGACCACUGAUGACUUAAAUGUACUUUUGUUUUUUGUCUCCAUAUAUUCAUUAUUGUAAGAUACAUAACAAAACUUCAAAAGUUUACAAAAACAAUUCUGGCUAUAUGCAUCCUUGUUUAUGCCCAUUAGAACCUACAUAAAAAAUGUUGAGAAAACAUGGGUAGUGGUGCAUAAUUUUAUUCUUGAGAUAACCUAGGUAAUAUUGAAGAACUAAUGAACAGGUGACAUGUUGUAGAAAAUUAGUCUUUCAUUGUUUUCUUCUGUGAAGAAUUUGUUGAUUUGUACUAUUAAGCAUUUACAUUUGGUUUGUUUUAUAGCUGAAAUAUUUAGAUAUGAACAAUUGAGUACAGUAUUGAAAUAUUCCAUGUGCUGGCUUUUGUUGUUUUGAUAAAUCCCAUUGCUGGCAAUGGAGUUUGGCCAAAGAAAUCUGAUUUCUACUGCAAAAGGAUUACCCAGCCAAGGCCUCAAACUCAAGAUAUUUAUUGACAAUGUCCUCACAUGCAAUAAAAACAUGAUAACAUCAAAAAGAGUGAUUCAUUGAACCAAUGAUGUAAACACGUUGGUCUCCUUUGAACUUGUGACCAGCCAGAAUUUUCCUCUUUAAAUUGGCAGAGUAGUAACAAAAAGGUAACAUCAAAUUUUGGAGAACUGCAGUGCAGCUUUCUGAGUACAGGUGUCACUGCUCCACCAGUUAUAACUGUUCUUUCCCUUUCUGCUCAAAUUUUCUCUGUUUUUCACUGGGAAAUUAAUGCUGGAACUGACCCUUUUCUGGCAGUGAAUAUAAGCUAUAGCUCCCUCAUCUGCUAUAAAGAAAUGUCUUCAAGAUUUAACAAUAGGAAAGAAAAAUUCUGAAAAAAACUAUACAGUAGGGAAGAUAAUUCAGAAAAGAAAGGCUACCUGUUGGAAUUUCUGUCUAAAUAGUACAGGGAACUUAGGAAGAAAUGGGGUGGCAGUUGGGGGCAAGAAGAAUAUAUUUAUUGCUAAAGGUGAGAUCUGGGACCAUAUUGUCAAGACCUACCUGUAGGCUUAACCUGGGAUAAUCAGAGGCCCUAUAAUGCCAAAUCUACACAGAGUAUUUUUCUGCAUCCUUUGUGGCCACCUGCACACAUACAUGUAUGUUAGACUUGGAGGCAACAGGAAUGUCCUGCAUUACUUUCUCUGUAAUAGAAAAAAAAGUACUCCUCUAAAUGUGGUUCUGGUACUGGUGUCCUGUAUGUAGGCAACAAUACAAGGCCCCUGAAGUGGACUUUGCUUCUGGUAGAUCUGACUCAUUGGGUUAGUAUCCAGCUGUCUCUAAUACUUCCCAUUUUUAUUAUUAAGUGGUAGAAAAUUUUUUUUGUCGUUUUCUUUUAUUAAGAAAAUGGAAAGUUGGUGAUAAAAAUUGAAGUAUAUGUUAUACUUGCAUUAUUAAAACCCUUUGCAGAUCUGAA
Manis pentadactyla (Chinese pangolin) is the source of this 4237-nucleotide messenger RNA. RefSeq names its product angiogenic factor with G-patch and FHA domains 1 (gene AGGF1). Gene Ontology annotation, molecular function: nucleic acid binding; protein binding. The record is from RefSeq and is a predicted model, not a curated record. Bases 347 to 2491 code for a protein of 714 amino acids. NCBI's taxonomy places the organism in Eukaryota, Metazoa, Chordata, Mammalia, Pholidota, Manidae. The transcript has 14 exons.